UGCGUUGAUCCCAGACACGUUCAGACGAACAGCGACAUUCAACAUGGCAGAAGAAGCACCCGCAGCAGCAGCCGCCCCGGCGAAAGCCCCGGCAAAAGCCCCGAAGAAGAAGAGCGCCCCCCGGCCCAAGAAGGAUGGACCCAGCCUCCCCAAGCUCAUCGUGGCCGCCGUGGCCGAGUCCAAGGAGCGCAAGGGAACCUCCCUGGCGGCUCUGAAGAAGGUCCUGGCCGGGAAAGGCGUCGAUGUGACCAAGGCGAACAAGCGCAUCAACACCGCCGUCACCAAGCUGGUCACCGCCGGUACCCUGGCUCAGACUAAGGGCACCGGGGCCUCCGGCUCCUUCAAGCUCGCCAAGAAAGAGCCCAAAGCCGCCGCUAAGCCCGCAAAGAAGGUGGUGAAGAAGAAGGCAGCCACCAAAGUUAAGAAGCCCGCUGCCGCCAAGAAGACCGCACCGGCCAAGAAGACACCUGUUAAGAAAGCAGCCGUCAAGAAGUCGCCCAAGAAGAAGGCAGCGGCCAAGAAACCCGCCGCCGCAAAGAAGGUGGUGAAGAAGAGCCCGAAGAAAGCCGCAGUUAAGAAGCCAAAGGCAGCGAAGAAGACUCCGGUCAAGAAAGCGCCAGCAAAGAAGACCGCAGCCAAGAAGGCCAAGAAGUAAAGCUCUCCUCCAGGGACCCAACAACAACACAAAGGCUCUUUUAAGAGCCACCACAUCCUCCAGUAAAGAGCUCUCUGCCUCACACACUACACAUCACAAUGAUGUUGUCUUGCUAAAUAAGUUUUCCUUCAAUACUGUGUUGCUGAAUUUCAUUAACACAAAUAAUAUUGUGUUGAAAAAUGUGGCUUAGCUUGACUACACAAGUUAUUGCAGUAGUUUUCAGCAUUUACUGAAUAAUAGUUUUAGGUGGAGUCUUGUGGUGGCUACUCCCUGUACAGUUUUGUAUUUAAUAAGUGGUUGUACUUUAUGCUCUUAUAUAUAUUUUUGUAUAUACAUUUUAAGAUAAUAAAAUAU
Messenger RNA from Mugil cephalus (flathead mullet), 1009 nucleotides. RefSeq names its product histone H1-like. Gene Ontology annotation, molecular function: structural constituent of chromatin; DNA binding. Bases 44 to 655 code for a protein of 203 amino acids. Gene Ontology annotation, biological process: nucleosome assembly. The record is from RefSeq and is a predicted model, not a curated record. NCBI's taxonomy places the organism in Eukaryota, Metazoa, Chordata, Actinopteri, Mugiliformes, Mugilidae. The transcript has a single exon. Gene Ontology annotation, cellular component: nucleosome.